Molecule: messenger RNA, 2933 nt
Organism: Papaver somniferum (opium poppy)
Lineage: Eukaryota; Viridiplantae; Streptophyta; Magnoliopsida; Ranunculales; Papaveraceae
Product: protein VAC14 homolog
Exons: 21
Coding region: 202-2331 (709 amino acids)
Biological process (GO): phosphatidylinositol biosynthetic process; positive regulation of kinase activity
Cellular component (GO): endosome membrane; PAS complex
Source: RefSeq, a predicted model, not a curated record
UGAGCUGAUUCAGAUGAUUUGCAUUCACACGAUUCAGUUGAAUUAGGAAAAAACAAAAGAGACCUUUUUUAGGGCACGUUUAGUCUCCCUCUCGAUCGAUCUGGUACACAUCAAAUAUAAAAUUAAAGUCAGAAUAGGAUAAACGACGAUUCAGAAAACUAUUAAGUUCUUUUUGCAAUCGAUUAUUGUUUCUCGGACGCCAUGGUCGAUGCUUUAUCGAUAAUUCCGGCAGCUGUUCUUAGAAACCUCGCUGAUAAACUUUACGAGAAGCGCAAGAAUGCCGCACUUGAGGUUGAAGGAAUUGUCAAGCAACUGGCAAUUGCUGGGGAUCACGACAGGAUUACUGCCGUUAUCAGUCUUUUAAUUACUGAAUUUACCUACUCCCCUCAGGCAAAUCACCGGAAGGGUGGAUUGAUUGGACUCGCAGCUGCAACAGUUGGUUUGACUACAGAAGCUGCUCAACAUCUCGAGCAAAUUGUGCCACCUGUUCUAAAUUCUUUCUCAGACCAAGAUAGCAGAGUUCGUUAUUAUGCAUGUGAAGCACUUUAUAAUAUUGCAAAGGUUGUAAGAGGAGAUUUCAUAAUAUUUUUCAAUCAAAUCUUUGAUGCACUGUGUAAGCUCUCAGCAGACUCCGACGCCAAUGUCCAGAGUGCUGCACAUCUCUUAGAUCGCCUUGUUAAGGACAUUGUAACAGAAAGUGAUCAAUUCAGCAUUGAAGAAUUUAUACCAUUGUUACGGGAGCGUAUGAAUGUCUUAAAUCCUUAUGUCCGCCAGUUUUUAGUAGGAUGGAUCACUGUUUUGGAUAGUGUUCCAGAUAUUGAUAUGCUUGGUUUCCUACCCGACUUUCUUGAUGGUUUGUUCAAUAUGUUAAGUGAUUCUAGCCAUGAAAUACGGCAACAAGCGGAUUCCGCGCUUUCUGAAUUUCUCCUAGAAAUCAAGAAUUCUCCAUCUGUAGAUUAUGGUCGCAUGGCUGAAAUUUUGGUUCAAAGGGCAGCUGCUCUGGAUGAAUUUACCCGGCUGACUUCAAUCACAUGGAUAUAUGAGUUUGUCAAAUUAGGUGGCGAGCAGCUUGUUCCAUAUUAUGCAGACAUUUUGGGUGCCAUUCUGCCGUGCAUAUCUGAUAAAGAGGAGAAAAUAAGAGUGGUUGCCCGUGAAACUAAUGAAGAGCUUCGUGGGAUAAAUGCUGAUCCAGCUGAGGGAUUUGAUAUUAGUGCGAUUCUAUCCAUUGCAAGGAGGCAAUUAUCUAGUGAGUGGGAGGCAACUCGAAUUGAAGCCUUGCACUGGAUAGCAACUCUUCUGACAAGGCAUCGUGCUGAGGUCUUAUCGUUCUUGGAUGACAUUUUUGACACUAUUCUCAAAGUAUUAUCAGAUCCUUCUGAUGAGGUAGUUCUCCUAGUUCUAGAGGUGCAUGCAUGUAUAGCAAGAGAUGCACCCCAAUUCCGUCAACUUGUUGUUUAUUUAAUGCAUAAUUUCCGAGUUGAUCAUUCCCUUCUUGAGAAGCGUGGUGCUUUGAUAAUCCGUCGACUUUGUGUUCUUUUAGAUGCUGAACGGGUUUAUAGGCAACUAUCCUCAAUCCUGGAGGAAGAAACUGACUUGGACUUUGCAUCCAUCAUGGUUCAGGCUCUGAAUCUGAUUUUACUCACUUCGUCUGAGUUGUCUGAGCUGCGAGCGCUAUUAAAAGGAUCCUUAGUUAAUGCUGCUGGCAAAGAUUUAUUCGUCUCUUUGUAUUGUUCAUGGUGCCAUUCUCCAAUGGCAACAAUAAGUCUUUGCCUGUUAGCUCAGGCUUAUCAACAUGCUAGUUCUGUUAUUCAGUCAUUGAUGGAGGAAGACAUCAAUGUCAAAUUUUUGGUCCAUCUUGACAAGCUGAUUCGCUUGUUGGAGACUCCAAUAUUUGCUUAUUUAAGAUUGCAGCUCCUUGAACCUGGAAAGCAUGUGUGGUUGCUAAAUGCUCUGUAUGGUCUUCUGAUGCUGCUACCCCAGCAAAGCGCAGCCUUUAAAAUAUUAAGGACCCGAUUGAAAACUGUUCCUCCGAACUCCUUCAAUGUUGCGCAGCUGAAGCAAACAUCUCAAAUUGCAGAGGAUAGUGACAUGAAUCAGGUUACAGGAAAUGCACAUAAUGUUAUCAAUUUUGAAAUGAGGCUGCAGCAGUUCCAACAAAUGCAGCAACGCCAUCGUUUACAUACAAAAUCGCGAUUGCAGUCCUGCAACUCCACUUCGUCCAACGCGCCACAGGUUCGAAGACAAGAAGAAGCACGACGAUCGUCUGUGGUGCCAGACCAAACCUCCCUUCCACCUUCAAGAUCAUCACCGCGUGGCCCAUUUCAACAUUAACCUAUGCUCUUUGUUUGCUUCUACUUGUCUCGCUGCAGACAUGAAAGUGAUAACUUUUUAGGUGUGUCCAAGGGGUGACACGGGGCACAUGACUUGAUAUUGAUUUGCAUGCAGCCCCUGAAAGAAAGUAGACAGGCGAAUCUUCCCAAAUUGUAAAAUUGUAUAUUUUCUUGAUUUAUUUGUGUCGGAUAUCUGGAGGUUUGCUGAUGGCAGGAGUUCUUGAAGCUGAAAAGAAAUUAAGAGAGGAUAGAAGGAAGCAAUUAGCCAUAGAGCUUAGGGGGUAGUUCCUGAGCCAUACUUUUGCUCUUCUUUAUUUGUGAUCACAAGUCCAGUUGGUUCUCUUAUUUUAUUGAUUGAAGGACAUCACAUGGGCAGCAAAAAGGAGGGUGGGUGUGUUGAGUCUGUUGAAGGUGGUGGAUGUCAUUGGUUGUAUUAAUGUCAAGUUAGAAAGAUAAUCAUUAUCAAAAAGAAAUAAAAAAUCUACUAGUGAUUAAUUAAAUUGUGUAAUUCUUCCACCUUUUCUUGUUCCUAUACACGAUUAAGUUGAUUUAGUGGUUUCAUUUUUUCUGUAUAAUUUUGUGUUAUAACGAGUUUUCAGCAAA